GCCGAGCCCGCGGCGGACUGCUGCGGCUCGGUCAAUGCUGGGAGCGGCCGGUCGCUGCGCGUGGGCGGCACGGGCCUCAACGGCCAGUUCGCGAAGGACCUGGACCUGGCCGCGGCGGGGCAGCCCGUGGAGGCCUUCCAGCGGGCGCACCAGGCGCUGAUGCAGCUGGCCUGCGCCUGCCCGGGCGAGCUCGUGCAGCUGCCCGACGCCCCAUCCCUCCGCCAGCACGGCGGCCUCCUCGCCGCCUUCGCGCGCGCCGGCGGCGCGGACGGCAGCGGCUUCGUCGCGGUCGACGUCCUCAAGGAGGACCGGCGCCCGCUGCACGCCGCCAACGCCGCCAUGGUGUACUGCGUGGGGCCGGACCGGCGGGACUUUGCGACGGGCGGCGACGGCGACUUCCUGGAGGCCCUGUCGCUGCUCGGCGAGGGCCUGGCGCUUGCCUGCCUAGGCUACAACCGCGCCGCCCUCGCCGCCGACCCCAGGCUCCCCGCGCUGCGGCUGCUGCGCGUGGGCCUCGUGAGCGGUGGCAAGUACUCCGGCAGGGUGCCCAAGGCCCUCGUGGCCCGGGCGCUGCUGGAGGGGCUGGCGCGCGGCGCCGCCGCGGCCGAGGUGGCCGGAGGCCCGGGCCGCGCGGGCGGGCAGCUGCCCGAGGUGGAG
Prorocentrum cordatum is the source of this 657-nucleotide messenger RNA. Lineage: Eukaryota; Dinophyceae; Prorocentrales; Prorocentraceae. The record is from the annotation of a GenBank genome assembly.